Molecule: messenger RNA, 5301 nt
Organism: Amoebophrya sp. A25
Lineage: Eukaryota; Dinophyceae; Syndiniales; Amoebophryaceae
Source: the annotation of a GenBank genome assembly
AUUUUACAACAUCCAUAUUCGUCUCCGCACGUAAAUGCCUCAAUGGACAAAUCAAUGUGCUAGUUUGUGUGUUUGGUCCCCUCUUCUAUCCCCAUCGGAAAAACAACUUGCACCUAUUUGGGAACGUCAUCCAUUUUCAGCCUUGGGGCGGUUUUAACUAAUUGACAAUUGAGGUGUCUAGGCAUAGUACCUGAAAUUUGAAGGUACUUCAAGUAAGCAAGUUAUUGUCCUCGUUCUGGAAGCCAGCAGCCAGUUGGUCGCUACUUGUUGUAGUAAGUAGAUACAAAGUACAAAUAAAUUUAUGUAAAGUCUCGUCACCGACACCUUCGACUGAGUACUAGAGAACGAGAUAACUUCAGGAUGGUGCAACCUCCGAGCCGCGGUUCCGAGCCUCAGGAGCAAAACACGACGGAUCUUACUAGCACUACCAAAUCCGACGGAUCGUCAGCAUGGCACGUUGCUUCCGGUAAGAAGAGGCGGGGGAGUGAGAGGAAGGACCGACCGUCUACUACUGAGAAGACGAGUAAAAAUCCAAUCGUUGCUCCAAAGCAAGAAGAGGCACAAAAGCAGACACAAGAACCGCAGAAGGAAGCACAACAACAAGCGGAUCCUGGCGUGUUCGGUGCAUCGUGCUUUCCGGGUUCUACUUCUCCUCUUGCUUCUAAGAAAUCAAAAGGCAUUCCUACAAAGUCAAAGGAAAGACUCCUACCUUCGGAAGACGAUGAAGACCAAGUUGUUGUUCAAUCUGAUCGAUCCAUCUUCAGUCCUGCUUCUAGGCGGCCAGUCGUUCUCACCCACGGCAACAGUGCGAGUUCGGGAACUGUUAGUACGCGAUCCAACAGCUCUUCCAGUGUUGCGUCGUCAAGGUCAUCACCAAAACAAGUUGGGGCUUUCAGCUAUGCAGAAGCACUGCAGCUUGGAGCGUUUAACACAAACACAACAACUUCUACUAGUGCAUUUUCAUCUAGUACUACAAAUAAUACAGUCGGCACUACAUCAAAGACGGGGACAAGAACUACAUCGAAGACGGGCACCACCGUUACUGCAUCCACUUCUAGCGUCGCAACAUCCAAUGCGGCUGCACUGACACUGCCAGCGUCUGGCCUCCUCGCAGAUUCAAUUCCAAGCAUUUCACCUAUGCACGCAGUAGGGGGUCUCGGACUAAAAGUUGAGCAAGAGGAGAACGAUGUGGAUGAAAGCAAGAACAAGGAUAUGAAUGUUGAUGUGGAUGGGUCGCAGAAAGUACCUCCUCCAUCGAAGAAGAGUAAGUCAACUUCGAAGGCUACUGUACCGCAGGCGAAGAACAGUGAUGCGGUAGUCGGGGACUCUGCUGUUCCUGCGUCGAAGAACAGUGAACCUGCAUCUAAGAAGGACGCUACUCCUGCGUCGCAGAACAGUGAACGUGCCGCCAAAGACCCUACUCCUGCGUCGAAGAACAGUGAACCUGCAUCUAAGAAGGACGCUACUCCUGCGUCGAAGAAGACCACUUCUGCUCUAACGUCGAAGAAGAACACAGCUGCUGCUGCCGCGUCGGUUACCUCGAACGCCGUUGCUAUCGUGGAGGUGCGCGCACCCACGGGGAAGAAGGCUGCUAGAAGUGCUUUAAAGAGUGGCUCCAGUGGUCCUGUUACCACAGUAGAGGCGGUCGCGGGAGAAGGUGAACAACCUAAUAGAGGAGUUCCAAAGCCUGAAGCGCCAAAACUGAGGUCAACCAGUGCAUACAAGGGUAAAGGCUUCACAGCAAAAUCUUACGAACCUGUCACUCCGAAAGAUGGAGAAGACACGACGUCUAGAAGUGCGAACAACAACAACAACUUGGUAGAGGAAAGAACUAGUGGGACGAGUGCUGACAACAAGGUGGAGAAGCAAGUUACAGUACUAAAGAGGCCUACUGCUGCUGCUGAUACAGCUAGUAAGGUUGAAGCUGGAGAGAAACGAGUGAGUACCUGGACCGAAGCACCUGCCGCUACAGCCUCCGCUGCUGAAACCAAGGAAGUAGCUACGAAGAAUGUUGAUGAUGAAACUGCAGAUGUUCGUACGAAUACUGCCAAGAAUGCAAUUUUUGCAACUAAGAAGACGAGGAAGAGCAAAGCCAAGAAAAUGGAGUGGUCCCAGGAAGCUCAGCAAGAACAACCCGAGAAGGAGCAAGGACAACAAAAACUGGAUUCCAAAUGUCAACAACUAGCAGCACAAGGUGUUGCCAAGAAGGAGGAGAAGGCACGAACGAACUUGUUCUAUGCGAAUCGAGUCGCAGAACUCCAAAAAGCACGUGGGAAGGUUGCCCAGAAGAAAGCAGCUGCCGCCGCGGUAGUCUUGGAAAAGAUUAGGCGCGCUCUUCCUGCGCAUAUUUUAGCCGAAGGCACUGGCCCUUCAUUCGCGGAUAAAAAGCGCACUAUCCGUCAUGUUCAUCAUUUUGCCAAACCUCACUCAGCAUCUUCUGAGACAGAACCGCAGUCAAAGGACUCAGACACUCAAGCAACAGGCAAAGCACUGAAGAACCAGCCAUCUCCGAUCCCUGCUGCAGUCGAAGCUGUCCUCCUAAGCGCCUCCGCUCCAGGACUUCAAGUCUCUGUCCACAGCGAGUCCUCCAGUCGUGUGGCGAUGAAAAAGAACAGGAGGAGGAAAAAAGCACGUCAGAUGAAAACCGACAUGAUGGAUAUAGCCGAAAACGAAGCAGCUGGAGGUGACAUCGGUUCUGCUCUCGCGUCCCUGAUGCUAGGAACACCGGCUGAAGACUCAGUCCAAACCAUGAUCGAAAGGGAACAGCAACUAGGUUCUUUGAGUCUUAGAGGAGGUGAGAACACGCCAGUCUCUUUGUACGGACGCAACGGGUUCAGUAGCGUGAAUGAUGGAGACCACAGGAUGCUGAGUCAGAGCUAUCAUGGCGGACAUCAAGGUGGAAAAGGUGGAUUGAGGAGACCGCCUCCAGGUCUCGGAUAUUCACCAUGGCAAAAAGGCUAUAAUGACGACCCGCCGUUCUCUAAAGGAACCUUUUCUAAGUCGAACAAAGGUGGAAAAGGCAGCUUGUUUAGCAAGGGAAAGAAAGGCUUCUGGAAAGGUGAUUUCUCACUUGGAAAAGGUGGAGGUAAGUUCUGUUCAGAUGGUUUUUUCAGCAGCGGAAAAAAGGGAAUGAGUAGUUGCAAAGGUGGAGACUUCAACUUGUGGGCACUAGGAUCUUCUUCCUCUUCUUCGGGGAACAAGAUGGAUCAUGAUGCUCAUGCCGUAGAAAACCAAAGCACUCAUCCUGUAGAAGAUGUGGAGUCAAUGCCUGAGCAUAACUUGGUGGCGCUGGAAGGACGCACAGCAGCCGACCUCCAAAAGGCAUUGGAAGAUCAUGCGAAAGCAGCUCAGACCAACAUGAACCUGUUGACCUACCUCUUGCUAGCCCAACAGGAUCAAAUCUUGCGGCAGCAAGCGGCCAUCGAGCAGAUCUCGGCACCGCCAACAGUUGCUGCGGCGGCCGCUGCUUCUUCAGCUGCUGGAGGAAGCGAGAAACAACAGCCAUCAUCUUCAAAAAGUAAGACUUCUGAUCAUCUCAGUAAGAAGAGCACUAGUAGCAACUCAGCUAGCAAAACAGCCGCAAGCCAAAAGAGUGGUACUAGUGGGACGCAUGACCUACUGCAAGGUAACAGCUUGUCUUCACUUUUGUCAUCGAGUGUGGCCGCGAAUCCUCUGCCGCCUUUCACUGGCGCUACGACUGGAGCUCCGACAUCCCUGGGAUCUUUUCCGCUGAAUUCAUCUAGUAGUCUGCCUCCAAUGGGAGGAGGGGUUGUGCCUAAUCCCCUCUCCUCAAUGGGAGGCAUGGGAAUGGGAAGUUUGUUGUCGAAUCCUAUGGGUAGCGGUGUGCUUGGAGGGAACUUGUUUGGAGGUACUACGACGCCAGGAUCAGCAGGUCCGGUUGGAGGUUUCAGUGUUGGAAUGAGCUCUUUUAGUAGCUUGAAUCCGCUUGAACAAGGGCAAUUGCUGGAUAUGGCGACGCUGGGGGUGAAUAGCAAUAUACAUGGAGGGCUUCCACCAGGAUCUGUCGGCAACGGAGUAUCGUCGACUUUUGGUGGCCUUAUACCGCUUUCUUCUUUUUCAUCAUCUUCUAGUACGUCUAAUAUGUUUUGUGGCAACAAUAUAACAGGGAUGGGCAUCAUUCCUCCUCCGAACAGUGCAAUGACGAGUGGCGCAGCGUCAGGAGCACCAUCAUCAACAACGAAUGAACUGCUCAGCGCGGUCAUGAAUAGUGGUCCCAAUUAUUGGGAGCUUAGUGGGUGGGACAAACUCGCUGAAACUGAUAGCAACGAACCGGUCCAAGUGCCAUCACAGCAAGGCCCUUCGCGCACUUCUUCUUCUUCUAUAGGGAGGAACAACAACAAUCCGAACGGGGGCACUUCUACGUGGAACAACAACAACAACAAUCAAAACGCUUCUCAGAACGGUGGCAACCACAACAAUCAAGAUGGUGGUAAAAAAGGCAAGUCAAAGAAAUCACGGUCACGCACCAACAGUAAGGGAUCCAGCGCACCUGGAUCAGCAACUGGAGUAGUUGAGGGACGUGGUAGAGACGAAAGCAGUUCGAAGCAAACCUCGAAGUUGAUCCUACCCGCUCCAGAAGCGGUGGAGGGCGGGCAUCGUAAAGAGGCAGCAGGCCGAUCGGGAGCCUCUUCAACCGCAUCUUCAGACACGACGAGGAAAGAGAAAGAAGUACUUGGCGGAGCAGGCGUGGGCACUUAUGUUGAGGUAGAACAAGGUCAAGGUCAAUACAACUCAGGGUCAGGGCAAUGUUCUGAACAAGAACCUUGCAACUCUGCGUCGUCUUCUACAACCAUACGGAGUCAGCCAGUAGAUUUACCGCAGGUGCCACCACUACCGCCUUUCACGAAUUUCGACUCUCUUACACCAACAAGCAUUGUGAUGCCGAGUUCUCCGCCAAAAUUUCUCGCGCCACCGCCUUCUAGUAGCAGUACAACCAGUUGUUUCUCAUCAUUUAGUACGUUCGGGACACCAUUGGGAUUGGCUCCUACGCAACCCUCUAGUUCUUGUACGCCGAAUCAAUUGCCUCCAGUAUCGAUGCCUUCAAUACCCUCGCCAGCACCCUUAGCAUCACCACACAACGGAAUGGCAAAUACGCUUCCUUUGUCGAGCGUCACUGAGCAGAGUUUCGUUUUGCCUUCAUCGUUUGAUAGCAGCGUGCUUUGUCCCUGGGCUACCAUGCAGCCGCUGCGAACGGAUGCGUCGAGCUGCGUUGUGACACCCGCUUCACAGCAGCUCUCGCAGCAAUUCUCCCCACCUCAAAUGCCACCAGUAUUGCCAUAG